GGUGACGUGACACCUUCGCUCUUCUCUUCGUUUACGCCCUUAAGUGGAUUAUAUGUGGUUUUAUCGAAAAAAUUCUCACCACAUUAACGUAUAUAAAGUAUUCUCCACGAUUGAUAGGUUCUUUUUAACAAUCACAAUUCGUUGGAGUAGAUACGUUCAUAAAAGUUGUUGAGAUCGUAACAUGCAAUCAAUUUCUAUGUAAUAUUAUUUGCAAAAUAUGAAGAAGAAAAGAAAAUAAAUUCUUACUUUAAUUGAACUUUUUGAGUGGCGUUUAAAAAUAUCUCAACGUUGCAUCUAUAGAAAUUCAAUUAAAAGUUUUAUAAAUACAAAACUUUUGAGCCCAGUUUUCUUCAUUGUUAGAACAUGUACUAUACAUAUAAAAUCUAAGUCUGAAUGAAGCCAAUUAUGAAAUUAAUUGCAGAUUUAAUUAUAGCAUGUUGAUAUUUUCACGUCAAACAUGAUCAAAGUGAACAUACAAAGAACAGGAAGGAAAUAAACGCGAUUUAUAAAAUGUCUGAGUAUCCGGAAAUUACAGGCGAACCCGGAGAGGAGGAGACGAAUCCUUUAGGGUUAUAUGAAGGUGAACGAAACGAGAAGGGAGAUCGGCAUGGUCGAGGGAAAGCUUUGCUUCCGAAUGGCGACAUGUACGAGGGACAAUAUUGUAAAGGAUUAAGACACGGUCCAGGAUUAUACGUAUUUAAAAAUGGAGCACGAUACGACGGGCAAUAUAGACAAGGCGUGAAGUAUGGUCAAGGAACAUUUUGGUACCCUGAUGGCACUCGAUACGAGGGUAACAAAACAAUGUACAGUACCGAGCACGAUAGGCUUUCCUAGAAAAAAUGGCGAUGUACCUUCCUCUACGAAAGAGUAGGAAUCCGGGAAUCAAAAACAUCCGGGACAUCACCAUUUUCCCUGGGGAAGCGUACUAUACUCGAUACUGUACGUUUAACAGGAGAAUGGAAACGGGAUACGAAAUACG
Molecule: messenger RNA, 979 nt
Organism: Osmia lignaria (orchard mason bee)
Lineage: Eukaryota; Metazoa; Arthropoda; Insecta; Hymenoptera; Megachilidae
Source: RefSeq, a predicted model, not a curated record